Molecule: messenger RNA, 867 nt
Organism: Spodoptera exigua (beet armyworm)
Lineage: Eukaryota; Metazoa; Arthropoda; Insecta; Lepidoptera; Noctuidae
Source: the annotation of a GenBank genome assembly
AUGAGCGGCGCUGAUUGCUUACCAUCAGUUUACCCUUCGCCCAGUGAAGACGCUACAGCUGUUUCUAAAAUGCGGUUAAUAUGUUUCUGGUGUUUCCUUCUGGCUGCUGUUGUUCGAGCUCAAAACAACGGAUAUUACGCCCCACAGACUUUUAGACAAGUGGAUCCCUAUCACCGGGCACUGUUCUCUCCAGCUCGGAACGAUGUCCACGCCCAAAGUACGACGGUGGUAGACCCUUGGAAACCAGCACCAGUUAAGGAACAGUGGAGAGAUGAGCAAGAUCGUGGUGCCAUCCUGCCCAAACCUGAACCCUGGCGUCUCCCGUAUGGCCUGACGAAGGAGCAGCAAGCUGCUAUACUUCAUCACAAACAGUCUUUGUCUUCUGACGGUGCGUUCCGCUUCGAGUAUGCAUCAGAUAACGGCCUGGCAGCUGGAGAACAGAUAGAGCCUGAUGGUUCCAGGGUUGGAGCUUACCAGUACAAGGAUCCCAGUGGACAGCUCGUCAAGUUGAAGUAUAGGGCUGGGAAGGAUGGGUUCCAGAUCCUAGAAGGAAGCCAUUUACCCAAGAGUCCUGAGCCGGUACCUCCAGCAACCGGAGACCAAUACUACCAGCAGGCCUAUGCUCAACAGCGUCAGCAGUAUACCCUUCAGCAGCAGUACAAUCAGCAGAGACCUGAACCACAACAGCAAUGGGGACAGAACCAGGGUCCCAAUGCUGAGCAGAGGCAGCCCAAUACCCAGUACUAUGGAUCAAACUGGAGGCCGCAGGCUGCAGGGGAAGAUGAUGGACAGUACCGUGAAAAUGAAGUGGAUCUAAACAAACCCCACAGCUUUGGGGAAGGUUACGCUUUCGCAUUCCAGGGAUAA